AUCGCACAGGGAGGUGUAAAAAAGUUUGAUUAUCCAAAGUACGUGUGGUCUCCCUCCGGUGGAUGGUGGUGUAAUCCGCGCAAUUGGAAGAGGAACACAGCAAUAGCAUUUGGUGUUAUUUUUGCACUGUGUGUACCGGUUCAUAUUAUCAGCUGGUCUUUAGAGGUAAAGUGCAUAUAGUUUAAGAGAACCCUUGAAUGUAGACAAUUUCCUAGUGAUGCAUAUUAUUGGAACUCCAAGUUGCAUUGAAGUAUAGACCUCUAAUAUUGGCUUGUAUGUUUUGUUUCCCCAAUAGAGUUUUUCUGUAUCGUGUGUUUUUCACAGGCCUUUGCUUUUCCGAAGCGUGUGUAAUUAGUAUAUUUUUUAAGAGAACUCGUUAAUGCAAAAAACGUGCAACGUGGAUGUGUUAAACCUUUCCCUGACCCAAUUAAGAGAAUAUGGUUCCACCGUUUCCGAGCUUUAUCAGCAAUGUACUGCUAUUUAUACCCGGAGGGGGGGGCGGGGGGGCACUCAAGGGAAGUCUAGUUAGAGGUGUGCCACCCAGGCCUUCAAACCCCAAGCCUGUUUAAGACAAAAAUGGCUCAUUAUAUUGUCACUACCCUGUUUAAGAAAGGAGACACUACUUUCUGAUCUGACCCUAAUUUGUUUUGUUUUGCUUACAGAAUUAAGUAAUUUUUUACACUAAAAUCAUGGAAAGAGAUUUAGGAAAAAAUUAUUGGUAUUACAAAAUGUAGACCACUCAUUGCAAGUCUUUACACUCUUUGAAAGGCUUCCAGUCUCCAGUCCAAAAAGGCACCCUGUUUAAGAUGCUCAAUAGUGAAAUAGUAUACCCUGUUUAAGACUCAAGACUGUGAAAACCAUACCCAGUUCAGCAGCACAUACCCAUAUAGGCCAAAUAAGGAGUGCCCUCCCCCCCCCCCCCCCCCCCCCCCUUUUUGUUCCAUUAUAUACAGUUUAUACACAUUAUUCCCCUAUCACCAGCGACCUUUUUUUUCCUCAUUUUCUUUUACGAACUGCUCUGACUGUGUUUUUUUUUUGGUUUUUUUUUUAUAUUUUUCUUUUUUCUCAUUUCUUCUCCCUACAAGUACCANUGUCAGAUAAGUUGAAAAAUAUGCCUUUUUUUUGCAAAACCUAUUUUUAGCCAUUCUUAUGCUAAUUCAUCAAAAACUAGUCCAAAGAAGAGGAAUUGGUGAAAAAUGCUGUUUUUUCGCUAUUCGCUGGCCGUCACCAAAGGGUUAAUAAAGUUACUGAUCUUUUUUGAUUGGGCUCCUAGAAAUGCAUCUCGGGCUCCUAACUUUAUAUUGAAGCCAACAUUAGUUGUGGUUAAACACAUCUCCUGCUGGAGGUUUCCCAAGGGGUAAUUGGCUUGGGUCAGGAUCGGCUUGGGUUGUGGUUGGUUUAUAUUUUCUGGCUACACUGCAAGUAAUUACCCAAGGUCAACUAUUGACUGGGCAGAUUUGUAAUUAAGCUUCAUACUUCAGUGUUUUCCCAGCUUGAGCGUUUACUUCUCCAACUUCUGUCACUCUUCUCAGAUGAUUUGGCUUGAGAAAUGCUGGUCGGACUACAUGAAUGCGAAGCCACUUGUGGGACAUACUGUAAAGGAAUAGCUUGAUUGCUACUUGCAUAGUAGGGAUAUUGAGCAUAUGGUAGAUUCUGGAAAUUUUCUUGGUCCCGAUUUCUGUAAGGGAACUUGAGUCUCAAAGGGUUCAGUAUUAUUUUUCUAUUGGGAAAAACAAAACAUACAAGCUGAUGAGGUUUAUGAAAGACUUCUACUUAUUUUUUAAUUACAAUGAAUGUAGAGCAACAAUCAGGGAUGCUCAACUUGGGUCACACUGCUCUGUUGCCUGCCUUUCCCUCCUCCAAUGUUGUUUUGUUGUUUUUUGGUGUAAUUGCCUAAUUUCAAGACCAAUAUAGUAAGGGAGAGGGAAAAGGAGGUCAAGAACAAUUGUCAGCAUUAUUCCUUCAAUUGACCCAAGUUCUAAUAUCAUGAAUUAUCUCUGUUUGUGAAACUCAUUGUUGGCUGUCAUGUGAUUUAGUCUUCAGUGAUAAACCACGUGGAUUAAAGUGGAUAAUUUUUGUGGGAAAAAAUAACUUACUGGUGGACUGUCAUAUAAAAAUGAAGUCAGUCUGACUAUUUAAAUUCUGCUAAAUGGUUAACCACUGCUUAAACUUUGCCACAUACGAUAACUUUCAGCAUUAUGAAAAAUUAAAAAACUAGACUAUACUCUCAAACAUACCAGUCUAUCAAAAUGCUUAUUGUUCAACUUUUACAUCAGCUUCUUCAGCAACAGAAUGGCGAACCAUGUGGUUAACCAUCAUAAAGAGAUCACAUGACAGUCUGUGCUGAUUUCUUCUUUUUAAAAUUUGUUUAUUUACAAAUCCAUUUAGGGGUGACGAAUGGUAAAAUGCGAGACUCGCCGAGAGGGCGAUAUCCUAGUUAGAAAUCCGAGUCCGAGACUCUUUGGUGAAAAGUUUCGAGACUCAAAAAAGUAAAAGCAAACCAUGAAAAAACGAGGCUUCGAGACUUAUCAAAAACGCUUCCGAGAUUUUGAGAUCCUGCCACAAUUUUCAGAGACCCACGUUUUUCGAGGCACCAUUUGCCACCCCUCCAUUUCACUGAUUCAAAAAAGGCCAAAAUAUUGUAGAUUCUAAGUACAUUUUCAGAAAAGCAAGUCCAAGAUGGCAGUACAUUUACCUUUUUUCCAUCUCGCAUUGCAAAAAAAAAAUGAUUAAAAAACUGUUUUUGGCCACCUCAUUGUACUGGCAUUAUUUAAUAGCUUUUGAUAUUUCAAAUCACUGUAUUUUAACUUUAAUUCUAACUUUCUUGUUUUCUCACAUCAGCGACGCUAUGUACCACCCUACAGACAUAUUCCUUCUCAACGAUUUUGCAAGCAUGCUAAGGUAGGUCAGAGUACUUAUUCCUUACAUCACAGUUACACGUGUAGCUACUAGUGAUAAUUGAGUAGUUGAAAGUUUUGGUUUUGUUGUCAAGAGAAAUAUCCAGUACCUAUUAGGUCAUUGUAAUUUUUUCUUUUCUUUUUGCCAUAGGAGGAUGAUCCAAGUUUACCAGAUGACUAUCAGAUAAUAAAGUGGUGA
Porites evermanni is the source of this 3096-nucleotide messenger RNA. The record is from the annotation of a GenBank genome assembly. Lineage: Eukaryota; Metazoa; Cnidaria; Anthozoa; Scleractinia; Poritidae.